AUGACUUCCGACGCAAACGUUGCGAUUCCGCAUAUUGAAGCAGAUGCCAAUGAGGACACCGACUCUGCAUUCGAGGGCUCCCUGGGAAGUGCCAGUUAUGCCACGACCCUCGCCUCCAGUCCAAAUGAUGAGGAUGAACAGGAUCGCAUGGACUUGACCCACCACAUCUACAAACUGCUCUUAGGCGGAGAUAUAUAUAUUUCCCCGAUUAAGCCGAACCCACAACGAGUCCUUGACAUUGGAACAGGAACUGGAAUAUGGGCCAUUGACUUUGCAGACGCACACCCUGAAUCUCAGGUAGUAGGAAAUGACCUGAGCCCCAUCCAACCAUCAUGCCAACUCGCUUCAACCUGUAGGGUUCCCACAAACUGUGUCUUUGAAAUCGACGAUCUCGAGGCGGCAUGGCCAUACACCCGACCAUUCGACUUCAUACAUGCGCGCGAACUAGCCGGAUCGAUCGCCGACUUCGACAAACUUUUCGAACAGGCGUAUCAGAACCUGGUUCCGGGAGGGUACUUUGAGAUCCAGUCCAUCGAGCCGUGUUUCUAUAGCGAUGACGGUACGCUUGCGAAGGCAAAUCACGCGGUGGAUUGGGUGAGACUAGAAUUCGAGGCUAGUUCCAAGUUCGGGAAACCGUUGGAGAUCGUGCCGCUGCUUCCGGAGAAGUUGAAGAAGGCCGGCUUCCAGGAUGUUACGACCCAACUUAAGAAGCUCCCACUCGGCACCUGGCCCAAGGACAAGAAGCUGAAAGAAGUCGGGCGAUUCCAGCAGUUGCAGGUAUUGCAGGCGCUGGAACCGUACUCACUCUUCCUCUUCACGAAAAUUCUGGGAUGGACUGUCGAGGAGACCCAGGUGCUUCUAACCGGCGUACGCAAAGAUAUCAAAAGUCGAGAUAUACAUAUGUACAGCUGGGUACAUUUCACGCGAGCUCAGAAACCCGAAAAUCCCUCUGCCCCCUAGAGUGAAGGGAAGUCGGGGGCGAAAUUAUUCCGGUAAGCAGGAAGUACCAUCCAUCCAGUAAAUGGGGAUGAUUCGCCUCAUACAAUAAAUAAAGGGGAAAGGGAUGAGCGGGUUGUUGAUGAACUCCUUCCUUUUCGGUUUUGAAUGGAAUUUAUUGUCCAUGGUUGUUAUUUAUCAAUGCUGUCCUCGCUUUUGUUCUUUUAUCUUUCGUUUUCUUCUUUGGCAUUGCAUUGAUGAUCUCUGACGAACAUAUAGCGAUAUCAUUCCCCCUUCUUGCAGUUUUAAUUCGUAUAUUCAUUGCUGGCCCUUUUUUUUUCUUAUUUCUUCAUUUAACUUUUUCUCUUUUUUGCAUUGGUGUAUUCUCGGCAGAAAUCUCCCAGGAUACAAAUAAUAUAUUUAAUUUUACUCCAGCAUCAU
Molecule: messenger RNA, 1377 nt
Organism: Histoplasma capsulatum G186AR
Lineage: Eukaryota; Fungi; Ascomycota; Eurotiomycetes; Onygenales; Ajellomycetaceae
Exons: 10
Coding region: 1-960 (319 amino acids)
Molecular function (GO): methyltransferase activity
Source: RefSeq, a predicted model, not a curated record